ACAGGGUGGCAGCAGGGAGCACGGUCCCCAGGGAGCUGCAGUGCCGACAAUUAAACACAGGGUGGCAGCAGGGAGCACGGUCCCCAGGGAGCUGCAGUGCCGGCAGUUAAGCACAGGGUGGCAGCAGCGAGCACGGUCCCCAGGGAGCUGCAGUGCCGGCAGUUAAGCACAGGGUGGCAGCAGUGAGCGCUGCGCGCAUGCGUUGGGUCGCUGUGCGGGGGGCGGAGCUGGCGCAUGCGUCCUGCUCUGCCGCCUCGUUACGCAUGCGGGGCCGGGGCCGUGCUGAGAGGCCUGCGGGGGGAAGGCUGCGGCGGCAGCGGCGUGGAGCGGCAGCGGGGCCGGGCCGGGCCGGGCCGAGGAGGGCUUUGCAGUGCCGCACACGCUCAGAGGACAGGUCCCUGGAUUGCAGUGCUGCUCCAAUGGCCUGUGGUGGCUGCAGGCAGCCGCGGCCCGGGGAGCCCAAGACUCAGCGUGUGGAAGGGUUGGGAGCAGCCCUGGGUGCCUGCAAGGAUUCGGGAGGUGAGCAGAGCAGGCCCGAGCAGGUCUGAAACCCUGCCACGGAGAGGCACAGGCCCCGCAGCAGUGCCUGCAUUUCAGCAGCUGCCCAUCGGAGCUAAGCACAGCCUCGGCUCAGAGCUCAGGAGCAUGUCUGCUGGGCAGUGCUGGGGGCCAGGCAUCCCUCCUGUGUGUGCAUGGCCCACAUGGCAGCACCCUGCAGUCAGAGCUGACUGUGCACUGGAGGUGGAGUGUUGGAGUGGGAUCAGCUCAGAGCUCUGCAAGGUUUGCACUUUGCUUUCCACUCCACUGGCCAAGCCAGCCAGAUGUGCAGCAGCAGCAGGAUGGGCACGAGGGCCCCAGCUGCUGCGGUGAAUCCGUCAGCACGGACGCUGGUGCCGCUGCAGCCUGGCCCUGCAGCCUGGCAGGGUGAUCUCCUUUGGCUCGGCUCCUGUGGGCUCCAGGUAGGGUUUGUCUGUGUCUGCCAGGAGGGAAGGGUUGAAAAGGAGAUUGCUCAGUCAGAGCUCUGACCUAGUAGCUGAAGAUUCUGUCCAGUGCAGAUGCUGACAGAGCAGCUGGAUGAGCAGAAAGCCUCUCGUGCAAACGGCUGUGGAGUGCUUCUCUCUGUUCCCUGCUGCUGGGAGGUGCUGACAGGUUAGGGUUUGCAGGGAGGCAGAUCUCGCGGAGAAGGGCUGAACUCACUGUGCAAGGACACUGCACAAUCCAGUGUGGAUCAAAAGCGAGUGACAACUUUAUUUAGUAGCCACACGCUUAUAUGUGUUACAGAUAAUUUAUGCAUACAUGUAAGAAGCUAAAUGGCUGAAUCCCUAAAUACCCCAUUUGCUCUGCUUGAGUUGUCUGCUGACUCGUCAAGGACAGUGCCUCCCUGGCUAGUUAUAUUAAAUGCUGCCUUUGUUUAUUCAA
Pogoniulus pusillus (Red-fronted tinkerbird) is the source of this 1419-nucleotide messenger RNA. RefSeq lists its product as uncharacterized. The transcript is spliced from 5 exons. Lineage: Eukaryota; Metazoa; Chordata; Aves; Piciformes; Lybiidae. The record is from RefSeq and is a predicted model, not a curated record. The coding region runs from base 235 to 870 and encodes 211 amino acids.